AUGCACAUCAGCACGCACUUGAAUGUCUUGCUACACAGCAUGCCGAAACACCAUACACACCGCCACGACAGUGGGGUUCUCGACUCUGGUAUCGCAUACAGCACCAGCCCGCUGAGCCACAUGGGAGGCUCGUUUACGCGCAAACUGAUCAUCGGCGAUCCGCUUCCUCUGAGUUUCUCUGUGAGGUGGUUCCCGACGCCGGCGCUGCCAAAGACGGAGGGAAAAGUCGAGUGGCAGGGAUUAGGCGGGCACAUCUAUGCCAGUACGUUCUUCUACAGCCUCGUCUCCUUCAUCGCCGGAUCUUUAGCAGCUGGCAUGUACACACUUGGAGUUGUCCUGCCCAGGCGUCUCAAAGGACGAUCAAUGGGCGGGGCCACGCCACUGGGCUACGGUAUCAGCACCGGGGUAGGCAAUGGCUGGGGAUAUCAGAAACCUCGCACAGACUAG
Emericellopsis cladophorae is the source of this 447-nucleotide messenger RNA. RefSeq lists its product as uncharacterized. NCBI's taxonomy places the organism in Eukaryota, Fungi, Ascomycota, Sordariomycetes, Hypocreales, Bionectriaceae. Bases 1 to 447 code for a protein of 148 amino acids. The record is from RefSeq and is a predicted model, not a curated record. The transcript has a single exon.